GAACUUCUGUAAAAGGCCUGGGAGGUCUUAGCGAAAACCUAUAUAAGACCGGGUUUCUGCUCUGGCAAAUACCCUAAGAGAAGAGCUAUCCUUAGAUCUUACUGCUCAUUUCUCCCCCCAGCUUUGGAAAAACAGUCAUAAGCUCUUGCAGGUAUGGCUCUUUCAGGGAUCCUGUCGGAUGCAGAAAUUGCGGCUGGCCUGAAAAGCUGUGAAGCUAAGGAUACCUUCAAUUACAAGACCUUUUUUGCCAAAGUUGGUCUGAACAACAAAUCUGAUGAGCAGAUGACAAAAGUCUUUGGAAUUCUUGACCAGGACAAGAGUGGGUUCAUUGAGGAAGAUGAAUUGAAGAAAUUCCUGCAGAAUUUCAGCACAAGCGCCAGAGAUCUGACUGAUAAGGAGACUGUGGAGUUCUUGAAAGCAGGCGACACUGAUGGAGAUGGCAAAAUUGGAGUGGACGAGUUCAAGGCCUUGGUUAAAUCAAAGUGAUCCAGAGGAAGACCAAGUUAAUUGUACUGUAAAACACUCUUUCUUAUUGCAAGUCAACUAUAUGUAUUUAUACAUUUUAUACAGUGAAAUGGCAUUGCCAGUUGCCAGUAUAUUGUUUCUUACCGUUAGAGAACUAUGUUAACUCACACACUGCGCUCUUUGAUCUUUAUUAUUGUCUGGUGUCGUAAUUAAACAGCUCUGCAUCAGGGACAAAGUAUGAACCUAAGGAGAAGAACCUUGAACUGUCUGUUUCAUUUUGCAGUAGGUGCUAUUUGAAAUAAUCAGUAAAUGUGGGAAUUCAAUGAGAUCUCUGGAUACCUUCCUUCAAGAGUUAACUGACACCAAUCUUCUCUCCAGCCAAGGUGUAUGUAAUGAGAAAGGAAAAGGAAGAAAAAAUCACAUUGAUUUUUGUUUAAUGAGAUUGUUUAAACUGGUCUUUGCCUUAAUUAACCAGCUUCAUAAAAUGCCGUGCUAUAGUCAAACUGGUGGAAAGGUUUCAUUCAUACAUAUAAAGUCACUUCAUCAUC
Messenger RNA from Hemicordylus capensis (graceful crag lizard), 1013 nucleotides. RefSeq names its product parvalbumin beta-like. Lineage: Eukaryota; Metazoa; Chordata; Lepidosauria; Squamata; Cordylidae. The record is from RefSeq and is a predicted model, not a curated record. Gene Ontology annotation, molecular function: calcium ion binding. The coding region runs from base 154 to 486 and encodes 110 amino acids. Gene Ontology annotation, cellular component: cytoplasm; nucleus. The transcript is spliced from 5 exons.